AUGGAUGAAGAAAUUUUAGAUAAUUUAUAAGCAGUAGAAGAUGAUGAUAAUGAAAUUUCUAAUUUUCCUUUAUUUUAAUAAAAACAAAUUGGUGAAUUUAUCAAAAAGAUACUUGGUGAUAAUAUAAUAGCUUAAAAAGCAUUUCGAGAUAAAUUUAAUAGAUGUUUAAGUCUUUUUGUGUUUUAUUUAACUCAUAUGUAUUAAAUUCAAUCAUUAAAGGAUAACAGUAAUGAAAGAAGACAAUAGAAAGAAAAAAAAUGAGAAAAAAAAAGUAUAAGUAACCAAAGAGGAUAUCAUAUAGACUUUAAAAUUGAUUGAUUUUUAAGAUAUAGCUGAAACUCUUGAAAGUAUAAGAAUAACUUAUAUUUAUUAGAUUAAUAAUUUUUGCAAUUUUCUUAAGAAAAUGUGAUUUAAUAAGUGAAUUAAUUAGAUUAGGAAAUAGAAGAAGAUUAAAUGCGGGAAAUAUAAAACUUUGAAAAUGUAGAGGAUGAAUAAAAAGAAGAAGAGAAUAAUGAUGAUAAUGAAUAGAUUUAAGAUUAAGUUGAAGAAGAAAUUGAUGAUGAAAAUGAUGAGGAUAUUUAGAAUAAUGAAAAUAAUGAAGAUAAUGAAAAUAUUGAAAAUAAUGAAAAUGAAUAAUAAUGA
Molecule: messenger RNA, 642 nt
Organism: Paramecium pentaurelia
Lineage: Eukaryota; Ciliophora; Oligohymenophorea; Peniculida; Parameciidae
Source: the annotation of a GenBank genome assembly